UUUAACAUUUUUAAUAUUUUAUUUGCAGAGAUAUAAAACCUGAUAAUAUACUGAUUGAUCGAACAGGCCAUAUUAAAUUGGCGGACUUUGGAUCAGCAGCAAAACUUGGAGCUCAGAAGACUGUAUUAAGUAAAAUGCCUGUUGGUACUCCUGAUUAUAUUGCUCCUGAAGUGUUAAUGGCUAUGAAUUCUGGGCCAGCUGCAUCCUCUACAUAUGGAGUGGAAUGUGAUUGGUGGUCUUUAGGAAUUGUUGCAUAUGAAAUGCUGUUUGGCCAUACUCCAUUUAAUGAUGAAAAAGUUCUUGCUACUUAUAACAAUAUCAUGAAUUUUAAAAAAUCUCUGAAGUUUCCAAAUGAUGAAGUUGAAGUAUCUCAAUCAGCAGUUGAUCUAAUUAAAGGUUUACUACAAGAAAGUACUGAACGUUGGGGCUAUGAACAACUUUAUGUAAAUAUAUUCUUCAUUGAUAUUGAUUGGGAUAAUAUCAGACAAAUUCCUCCUCCUUUUGUACCAAAUGUGUCUGCGGAAGAUGAUACUUCUAAUUUUGAUGAUUUUGAACAUGAAACUGCUCGUCCAUCUGCUUCUGAUUUAAAAUCAAAGAACGAGUUCAGUGGUAAAAAUCUGCCUUUUAUUGGAUUCACUUAUUCAUGUUGCAAUACCGUUACAGAGAGUAUCUUGGAGUUGGCGUGCUUUGAUGAUCAUAACCAUUCGAGAAAGGCGUGCACCUCAUUAUCUGUUGUGUAUAUAGCUAGGGCAGUGUUUAGUUUCUUUUUGUCAAUAUUGUGGGACAAUAUUCUGAUUUAAAAGUCCAGAGCAGUGAUGUUGAACCGUUGAUUAUUUCCCUUGACAAUUUGUCAGCCCAGGGGCAUUGUCAUUGGUUCCAAUGAUGUGAUAGGUGGUGAUCAAUGGAGAAUUGAAGAUAAACAGAUAAAGUUGGCCGUAUGAGUAAAAGCACAAAGGAGGAAGAGAAGAGUCUUCGUGCUGCUAAGUUUUAGGCGAUGUAAUCAAUCCCCUUUGGGUGAAGAAAAUCUGUCUUUGAAACUUGGGCUUUUAUUAACAUAGCCUUUCAGUUGAUCAUCCCAAUUGGUUUUGGACCUGUCUUUGUUCUUUAUGUGGUCACUUACCUGUUGCUAGGUGCAACACAAUCUUUAUGUAGAAUAUUGGAGAGGUCAACAUCAAUGUUUAAUCUGAUCUGAACUGGAAAUGGCUGAUCUUAAGAUAAAUAAAGUAACAAAACAAAUGUAAUGUAAAAUAAACAAUGUAUAUCCUUCAUGACUUGUUUAUUGUACAAAAAAAGUAUUUUUGGCUUUCCUUUUUCUUGUUCAAAAAAAUUUUCAAGUAAAUUUACUGUAAAUUUAAAUUUACAUUUGCAUAUUUAAUGUGCAGUAGGGCAGAGAGCUCACUGAGUUCAGUGUUAUAACUCAAUGACCUCUCCAUCCUACUAUACAAUAUUUGGCAUGAGUAUCAAUCUGUAGUAUAUUAAUGUGUUACUUAACCUGUAGAAAAAAGAGAUGCUUUUCAUUCAAUAAUCUAUCCAAUGUUGCCACCAGUAAUUCUUCCUCACCUUCAUGUGCAAUGGGAUUGUCUUUUAUUAUUAAGUUAUAAUGUUAAAUGUAAUGAAAUUUAUAAUAUAUCAUAUUAAUUGUGCAAUUCAACAACAGGCAAUCAAUACUGUCAAAAUAUUUAUUAUUAAUUAAAAAUAUUACACUGAAAGAGAAAUGGGCCAAUUCCAAAUUGUUGCCACAGAGUAGGCAGAGCAUAAUUGUCCAAAAUUGCUUUAUAGCCCUCGGCUUUCAAAGUUCUGAGCACAAAAAUAGAGAGCCAAGACCAAACCACAAAAAACAG
Molecule: messenger RNA, 1841 nt
Organism: Centruroides sculpturatus (bark scorpion)
Lineage: Eukaryota; Metazoa; Arthropoda; Arachnida; Scorpiones; Buthidae
Product: citron Rho-interacting kinase-like
Exons: 5
Coding region: 135-800 (221 amino acids)
Biological process (GO): actomyosin structure organization; peptidyl-threonine phosphorylation
Cellular component (GO): cytoplasm; cytoskeleton
Molecular function (GO): protein serine/threonine kinase activity; ATP binding
Source: RefSeq, a predicted model, not a curated record